AUGGCGAGGAAGAAGGUGAAGCUCAUGUGGAUAGCGAACGAUGCGACGCGGCGGACGACGAUGAAGAAGCGGCGCAAGGGGCUGCUGAAGAAGGUGCACGAGCUGAGCGUGCUGUGCGGUGUCGAUGCGUGCUUGAUCGUGUACGGCACCCCGAGCGACCGCUUCCCGGCGGACAUCUUGCCGUCGGAGCCCCGGGGGGUGGCGCGCGUGGUGACGCAGUUCAGGGGCUUGCCGGAGGGCGAGCGGCGGCGGAAGAUGGUCAGCCAGGAGAGCUUCCUGCGGCAGCGGGUGGGGAAGAUGCGGGACGCGCAGCGCCGCCAGCUGCGCGAGAACCGCCAGGGGGAGCUGCUGGCGCUCGUGGCCGAGGGCCUGUCCGGGCGGCGCAGCAGCUUCAGCAACCUGGCGCAGGUCGAGGAGGUGGCGUCGCUCACUUGGAUGCUCGAUGCCAAGUUCAAGUCGGUCUACGACCAGCUGGAAACCCAACUUCGUCAGUUGUACUCCGCGACGCCGGAGGGGGGAGUGCCGCUGCAGGCGGCGGCGGAGGAGGCGGCCGUGCGUGUCGUGGAUCAUGAUCCUCAGUCUGCUGCUGCUGCUGCUGCUGCUGCUGUGGAAGUUCUGAACAGGCACGACAGCAGUCUGCUGCCGCCGGCCGAUACACCUACGCCGCAGCCUCCAAUGGUCGGCCCGUGGGCGGAGCUGCAGACGCCGUACCUGGACCCCUACGUUGCUGAUCCGUGGCUCGAUUCCUUCUAUCCAUUCUGA
Ananas comosus (pineapple) is the source of this 762-nucleotide messenger RNA. RefSeq names its product agamous-like MADS-box protein AGL80. Lineage: Eukaryota; Viridiplantae; Streptophyta; Magnoliopsida; Poales; Bromeliaceae. Gene Ontology annotation, molecular function: DNA-binding transcription factor activity, RNA polymerase II-specific; protein dimerization activity; RNA polymerase II cis-regulatory region sequence-specific DNA binding. The record is from RefSeq and is a predicted model, not a curated record. Gene Ontology annotation, biological process: positive regulation of transcription by RNA polymerase II. The transcript has a single exon. Bases 1 to 762 code for a protein of 253 amino acids.